UUUUUGGUAUUUUGCAGAUCCAACAAGUCACGAUCGCUUUACCACGGAUACUACAAACAAUUCUAAAUAAUAUCGAUUUCUCUUUAGUAAAAUGCAAUUUCUGGAAACAACGAAAAUAUAUUUCUUCUUCCUUAUUUCACUGGCAUGUUUAUUUGGAGCAACAACUUCAAUUGAAUGUUAUCAGUGUAACAGCGAAUACGAUCCACGAUGUGGAGACCCAUUUGAUCCAUACUCACUGGGAAAAGUGAAUUGUAGUUUAAAAUAUCCUCUUGAUCACUUGCCAACUAAUGAGCCGGUCCUCUGCAGAAAAACUACUCAGAAAAUUUUCGGAAAAGUACGUGUCGUCAGGGAUUGUGGAUACUUGGUUUCGGAUUUCGAUAACAAAGGAUGCCUUAAGAAGUCGGGCACAUUUGAAGUUCAGAACUUUUUCUGCUCAUGCACCAAUGAUCUAUGUAAUCACGCUGCAACAGUUCCACCUCUCCCAUUUUCUCUAAUCAUUGUUUCGGCACUAUUUGUGCUCAUAAGAAUGAUUCAAUUGCAAUAGAUCUCUUUAGCUAAUUACCAGCUUUAUAGCCGUUCAGAUUAAGUUCAUUAUUUUCCAUAAGUAUCAUUUCACCACCACCCAGAAAGUGCCAACUCAAUAUGAGUUACUUAUGUCAAGCCCAAUCAUCAAAUCAGAGGGGCCGCUGCACAAGUGGACGCUUUCAUACGAAUCCAAAUUGGACAGUUCAUUUUCGCGAUAAAAGUUAUUGGUUUACUAUUACAUACUAUCCCAACGUACAUUCAUACGGUGUUCAUCGUAUUGGGUUUGCUGGGUUAUUUGUAUUCGGUCAUCUAAAACACUAGCGCUUUGGUAGCAACAAUGCGAUUUGCAAUAGGCUAUUUGGUCAAAAUGGGUCAAAAGUCCAACUAACGAAAAUAAAAACCAAAAUAAUACUGUUUGUAAACGUUAAGUUCCGAAUGGAAUGGACACCGCAUGCAAGCAUGGUAUAGCUUUACAACACAAAACUAACCGAAGCCCUGAAACAAAAGCAGUGAAGGUAUGAAAUGAAAUCAAAAGUGAUUUCUAUGAAAGGGAACAAAUGAACCUUGAAAUUAAUUUUAUGCAUAGGGGCGAAAAGAAAUGAAUAUAUACGUAGAUAGAAUUUUUUCGUUUUUUUUUGUUGCUAUUCAUCUCUACCCUUUUGCAUAUGGUCUUCAUAUUAAGCCUGAUAGUACUAUUGUUUGUGAAAUCCAACCCUGUAUCGGAAUUCUAUGACACUCCACAAAAAUCGUUCGACAUAGUUUCAAACGAUCAAUUCGAUUUUGGAAUAUGGGGUAUAAACGUUCAAUUCCCAAAUUGAACAUUUUUUGGGUGAAUAUUCAUUGAAUGUUUAGACCCUCUAUUUCUAAAUCGUAUUUGAUCGUUUUAAAUACGAACAAACUGUUCAGGAUUGUGUCGAAGAAUUCUGGCACUGAUAGUAAGCAAGAAUACCAGUAAAGAACUAAAAUAAAAUCAUGAGAAUAGAUCAUUUAGACAUCGAUAAAUUAGUUGAGAUAAUUAAGGAAAUCUGAGAAAAUCCACCCCGUUUGAACUAAUAACAAGUUAAAUGCUUAAAGUUCGCGGAAUUGAUUCGGGAAAUAAAUUAUUUCAAUUGAAAUGAAUAAUUAUAUAGAUAUUUGUUGGGUAAAUAAAUUCAUUAAAACA
This is a messenger RNA of Sitodiplosis mosellana (orange wheat blossom midge), 1687 nucleotides long. RefSeq lists its product as uncharacterized. The transcript has 4 exons. The coding region runs from base 92 to 544 and encodes 150 amino acids. The record is from RefSeq and is a predicted model, not a curated record. NCBI's taxonomy places the organism in Eukaryota, Metazoa, Arthropoda, Insecta, Diptera, Cecidomyiidae. Gene Ontology annotation, biological process: regulation of synaptic transmission, cholinergic; sleep; positive regulation of voltage-gated potassium channel activity.